AUGGGCACCCUCAGCUGCGACGCCCCUGCUCGGUCACCUCUGGGCCGACGGACCACUGACUGCCAGAUCCCCGAGACUGGCCUGCGGAAGUCACGUACAUCAGCUGCCCUGGACACCGGUACGGGCACUUCUCUUCCAUCCACCAUCAGCUGCGUCCAGCAAGACAGCACCAGAGUGGUCAACACUGCCUACUCCGUGCUCCAGAGACCUAGAGAGGCAUUCCCUGAUGAUGCCAGCCCUGGGCCAGUCUACUUCCUGGACCCCAAAGUCACACGCUUUGGUCGAAGCUGCACCCCUGCCUACUCCAUGCAGGGCCGGGGCAAGUCUCGGGGCCUAGAAGUGACACCAGGGCCAGGGGCCUACAGCCCAGAGAAAGUGCCCCCCGUGCGCCAGCGGACGCCCCCGGCCUUCACGCUGGGUCCCCGCCUCCGCCCACAGCCCCUGGACACCUCUGUUCCUGCCCCCAAUGCCUACGUCCUGCCCUCCCUUUGGGGUAUGCAGAUCUUCAUCAAGCCCAGCAGCCCCAGCUUCACGGUCCUGGGCCGCACGCCCCCCAUCCGUCCCCCGCAGGACCCUGCGGAGAUGCCAGGCCCUGGCCAGUACAAUAGCCCUGACCCUAAUGCCUAUAGGCUCCGCCAGCCAGCCUUCACCAUGCUGGGCCGGCCCCGAGCCCCACGCCUGCCUGAUGCCACUCCGGGCCCUGGCACCCACUGCCCUGAGCAGGUGACUGUGCACAAGGCCAGGGCCCCAGCCUUCACCAUGGGCAUACGCCACUCCAAGCGGGCCACCACUAUGGCCACAAAUACCAUGCCCUAA
Elephantulus edwardii (Cape elephant shrew) is the source of this 816-nucleotide messenger RNA. RefSeq names its product outer dense fiber of sperm tails 3-like 2 (gene CIMAP1D). Lineage: Eukaryota; Metazoa; Chordata; Mammalia; Macroscelidea; Macroscelididae. The record is from RefSeq and is a predicted model, not a curated record. The coding region runs from base 1 to 816 and encodes 271 amino acids. The transcript has 4 exons. Gene Ontology annotation, cellular component: cytoskeleton; cytoplasmic microtubule.